UUUGUUAUUAGUCCAAAAAGUAUUGAAAAUACCCUCUGCAUGAAACUCCUGGAUUUCAGUGGACUUCACACCGAGGCAUAAUCCAAGAAUGGAAAAGUAUCACAGAGUCAGCAAAAUUCUCAUGCCCCUGAAGCUAAUUAUUAAUCCUAAAAACAUUGAACUGAGUGAAAAACAUCUGAAUCAGGAAAGCAGAAUAUAUAACUCUGUCUGUUAAACUGUACGUUGCUAACUGGUUUUUAAAAAGUACUUCAAUAACAUCUUCCAAAAUCCAAGUGAAUGGAGUCCACCUGCAUUAUCAGCAAACAGGAGAAGGAAGCCAUGCCGUUCUUCUACUUCCAGGAAUGCUAGGAAGUGGUCAAACUGAUUUUGGACCACAGCUUAAGUCUAUGAAUAAGCAGCUUUUUACAGUUGUUGCUUGGGAUCCUCGGGGAUAUGGAAAGUCUAUUCCUCCGUCUCGAGACUUUCCUCCAGAUUUCUUUGAGAGGGAUGCAAAAGAUGCUGUGGAUCUUAUGCAGGCACUAAAGUUUAAGAAGUUCUCCUUGCUGGGGUGGAGUGAUGGUGGAAUUACAGCACUCAUUGCUGCUGCAAGGUACCCAAAUCUUAUCCACAAGUUGGUUGUCUGGGGAGCAAAUGCCAGUGUCACUCAAGAGGAUGUGAGAAUUUACAAUGGCAUUCGAGAUGUUUCAAAAUGGAGUGAAAAGGUCAAGAAACCACUGGAAGAGCUAUAUGGACAUAAGUACUUUGCUGAAACCUGUGAGGCUUGGGUAGAUGGAAUAUCGCGCUUUGCUGAAAAUGCAGACGGUAAUAUCUGCCAACAGUUGCUGCCAGAUAUUGAGUGUCCCACAUUUAUAAUUCAUGGUGAGAAAGACCCUUUGGUCCCACAAGCUCAUGCAGAAUAUAUUCAUAAGCACAUCAAAGGCUCUCGGUUGCUUCUGAUGCCAGAAGGAAAGCAUAAUUUACACCUGCGUUUUGCAAAUGACUUCAACAGAGAAGUGGAAAACUUUCUACGCUGACAUGAACUGUAGAAAAAAGUCAGAGGUGCUUAGCCUUUGCCUUGUUUAGGAAUUAAGGUUGACUUUCCAUUUUCAAUGCAGUUAUAGAUAGGUUUGAGUCCUGCAAGAAAAACAUUAAACAUAUUUGCAUGAGAAGCAUACAUUUUAAGAAUACAUAAGCCUCAGUGACCAGAGCAUACCACUGUAGUGCAAGAUUUCUGACAUAUCUUUAAACUUACUUGUUGCCACCUAGGCUGAACAGCUGUUCUUUGUCCAAUACAGGUAUUAAGAAAGACAGAAACCAUGAUCUUGAAUACAUGCCUUUAUGUGCUCUUAAUAUUAAAGGACAAAAAAACAUUGUAA
This is a messenger RNA of Cyanistes caeruleus (blue tit), 1355 nucleotides long. The record is from RefSeq and is a predicted model, not a curated record. NCBI's taxonomy places the organism in Eukaryota, Metazoa, Chordata, Aves, Passeriformes, Paridae.